AUGUUUCUCGUCGCCCGAAGCCCAGUCGCUGGACUCAUCUUGCCGACAACGGCCGGCUGCUCAAAUGCCCGGGCCUUGGAUUACGGCGGCUUGCGAAAGGAGCCUGCUGCUGCCAGCGCGUCCUUUAAUGCCUUGCUACAGAGCGAAAGCUUUGAUGCUAUUAAACGAAAUGUCGACAAGCUUGCCGACCUGACCGACCAGUUCCCCGGCUACCAGGGCGUCGCCUCGAUCCUCGUCAGCGAGGAAGAGCUGGACGCCGUGUCCAAGCUUUCGGGCGAUAUUAUGAUGAGCCUCGACAAGAUUGCACUGCUACGCGAGCAGCGUCCCGACGUGGUCAAGACACAUACUCGCGCCCAGUCACCUUCAUCUUCAUCAGACGACGAACACCCCAGGGCGAAGCGGCAGACACAUGUACAAACGCACAUGGCCAAGCCCACCUGCCGUCGCUGCGGAGCCGUGAGCACUCCCAAGUGGCGAGCCGGGCCCGCGGGCCUGCGCACCCUCUGCAACGUCUGCGGCCUGGUGCACUCCAAGCGGGCCCAGAGGGCGGCGGGCAAGGCCUCUGCAAGGUCGCGCAGGGUCGGGCCGUGA
Messenger RNA from Hirsutella rhossiliensis, 591 nucleotides. Its product is annotated as GATA zinc finger domain-containing protein. Gene Ontology annotation, molecular function: sequence-specific DNA binding; zinc ion binding. Bases 1 to 591 code for a protein of 196 amino acids. Gene Ontology annotation, biological process: regulation of DNA-templated transcription. The record is from RefSeq and is a predicted model, not a curated record. NCBI's taxonomy places the organism in Eukaryota, Fungi, Ascomycota, Sordariomycetes, Hypocreales, Ophiocordycipitaceae. The transcript has 3 exons.